This is a messenger RNA of Microthlaspi erraticum, 2358 nucleotides long. NCBI's taxonomy places the organism in Eukaryota, Viridiplantae, Streptophyta, Magnoliopsida, Brassicales, Brassicaceae. The record is from the annotation of a GenBank genome assembly.
AUGGUGGUGAAAAUGAAACAGAUCAUGCGGUGGCCGCCGUGGCCUCCGCUCUUCGCCGUCAAAUUCGACGUGGUCGUCGUCGUCCACAAACUCGAGGGUCUGGAUUCUGUCGGCGAUUGCGAUAGUACUACCGUUGGUGAUCAGAGUCUGAGGAGAGGCACGACGAGGAAGAAACCGGUCGUUGAGAUCAAAUGGAAAGGACCCAAAACCGUUACUCUCAAACGCUCCGUCGUACGGAAUUUCACCGAGGAAGGCGGAUUUCGCGGCGACGGCGUCGUCGAGUGGAACGAAGAGUUUAAGAGGGUUUGCGAAUUCUCUGUUUACAAAGAAGGAGAGUUUCUUCCAUGGCUCGUUUCUUUCACCGUCUUUAAUGGACUGAAUCAAGGAUCGAAGGAGAAAGUUCGUAGCUUUGGAAAGGCAUCACUGAACAUUGCAGAGUACUUUUCAUUGAUGAAAGAAGAUGAUGUUCAAGUCAAAGUGCCGCUGAAGAUCCGUGGCUCUUCAUCAUCAUCAUCAUCUGCACGGAGUCCAUGUCUUCAUAUAUCUCUUCAGUUCUCCCCAAAAGAAUCAUUGCCUGAAAGACAGAGAUCUGCUCUUCCUGUUCUGUGGUCUCCUCUUUCCGCAGAGGCCGAGAAAGCCGAGUCUGUUGUAAAAGUAGGCCUGCGAAAGAUGAAAACUUUCAACCAUUGCAUGUCAAACCGCCAGUCAUCGGAAAAGGAGACUAGUAAGAAAGAGGGAAGCAGCGGAAGCGGAAGUGAAAGCAAAAGCCCUGAGAGAAGUCUUGACUCCGAGUCUUCUUAUCCUUGUGAUACAGAUUCUCUGGAUGAAGGCGGCGAUGCUGAUGCUGCGGAUGAAUCAGAAGAGAACAAGGAGAAUGCAAGCGGCGUGGCUGAUCCUGUUAACUACAAAACACUCCGGCACGCGAAUUGGGCUAGAGGCUCUUUUCAUGCUGACACAAACCCUGAGGAUGAUGAUUUGAUAUACUACAGCCAUCGCAGUCCAUUAGCAGAGACCGGGGAUUGCUGUGAUGAGGUUUCAAAUAGUGCAGUGAGCUCGGAGCAGGCGAAGAAGAGAAUGUUGUCUUGGAAGAAGAGAAGACUCAGUUUUAGAUCUGCUAAACAGAAAGGCGAACCUCUUCUUAAGAAGGACUGUCUUGAAGAAGGUGGUGAUGAUAUCGAUUUUGACCGUAGACAACUAAGUUCAUCCGAUGAGUCUACCUCUGAUUGGUACAGGUCUGAUGAUUCAACCAUGAAACCAUUAUCUGAGUUUGGAGACGAUGACUUUGUUGUUGGUAGUUGGGAGAACAGAGAGAUUAUAAGCCGUGAUGGGCUGAUGAAACUCACGGCUCGAGUGUUUCUCGCUUCGAUCGAUCAAAGAAGCGAGAGAGCUGCUGGAGAAAGCGCCUGCACAGCCUUAGUAGCGGUGAUGGCGCAUUGGUUAGGAUCCAACAGAGACAUAAUCCCAACAAGGUCAGAAUUUGACAGUCUCAUCAGAGAAGGAUCAUCCGAGUGGAGAAAUCUCUGCGAAAACGAGGAGUACCGGGAGCGGUUUCCAGACAAACAUUUCGACUUGGAGACUGUUCUCCAGGCUGAAGUCAGACCCAUCUGUGUAAUCCCGGAGAAGUCAUUCAUCGGUUUUUUCCAUCCAGAGGAAGAGGAAGAAGGAAAAGAAGACGCAAGUCUAGAUUUUCUGAAAGGCGUAAUGUCCUUUGAUUGUAUCUGGGAAGAGAUCAUGAAGCAAGAACCAGAAGAGUCAGGAAGCGAACCUGUGAUCUACAUUGUAAGCUGGAAUGAUCAUUUCUUCGUCCUCCUCGUGGACCAUGAUGCUUAUUACAUCAUCGACACGCUUGGAGAGAGGCUCUACGAGGGUUGCAACCAAGCUUAUGUCUUGAAAUUUGACAAAGAUGCAGAGAUCCAGAGGUUACAGCAACCCGUUAAGGACAUAGGAAACCAGAUACCAGGAGGUGGUAAGAACAAGUCAGAGCAACCGGAGAGUUCAACAGAACCAGAGGAACAAGAAGACGAAGAAGAAGUAGUAGUGUGUAGAGGUAAAGAGUCGUGCAGGGAGUACAUAAAGAGCUUUCUCGCUGCGAUUCCAAUACAACAAGUGAAAGCUGAUAUGAAGAAGGGACUGGUUUCGUCUCUGCAUCACCGUCUCCAAAUCGAGCUUCACUACACCAGACACAAUCACCAUCACCAUCGCCAUCAACCAAAUCUGCUGCUUGAAGCCUCUGCAAGUGAAGCAACUGUGUCUGAAGCUGCUGUGUCUAUGACAGUGGCUUGGUCACUGGCGAGCCAAUUCAGCAAUAGUGGUGGGUUUGGUUGCGAGAUAGUAGAGCUUUUGGGGGUUGAAGUUUGA